Botrytis cinerea B05.10 is the source of this 1294-nucleotide messenger RNA. RefSeq lists its product as hypothetical. Lineage: Eukaryota; Fungi; Ascomycota; Leotiomycetes; Helotiales; Sclerotiniaceae. The coding region runs from base 279 to 1007 and encodes 242 amino acids. The transcript has 3 exons. Gene Ontology annotation, molecular function: RNA binding. The record is from RefSeq and is a predicted model, not a curated record. Gene Ontology annotation, cellular component: cytosol.
GGUGUAAUUUAUUUUAUUCAUUAUCUCAUUGGUCAAAAUUACCCUCUUUCUGGGCUAAAGACUCUUAUUACUACGGCGGGGCUGAUUUUUGUAUGUGCCCCGCACUAAAAUCGACAUCUUCUGAAUGGAUUAAAAGCACAAUCAGUCAUCGUCCUCUUACCUGACAUCACAAGAUAAAAAAGAUACCCUGACUUUGACAUUCAACAAACUCUUCAACGCCAUCAAAUCUCAAAUCUUAUACUCUCCGUUUGGAUCUCUCGAUAUUAUCUAAAUCCAAGAUGGCUCCAGGAGGACCAGCAGCCGGACGUGGCAGAGGUGGAAAAUUCAAGAAGUUCACUCGUGGAGGUGGUAAACACUUCUCUCGUGAUCUUCGACCUCUCGACGCCAAUGGAAACGAAAUUCGCGAAAAGAAUGCCGAUGAUUCAUCCUCAGAAGAAGAAGAGGAGUCGGAGGAGGAAUCAUCUGAGGAAGAGGCAGAAGAGAAGCAAGAGAUGACCCGUGAACAACGUCGCGCCGCCGCCAAAGCCAAGAAAGAAGCUGCCAUCAAGAAGAAGAACCAAAAAGUAGCACAAGUUGGUGAUCUCCCAACCGAUAGCGAGGAAGAUAGUGAGGAUGAUGACAUGCCCGCCAAUCCCAAUCAUAGCAAGGCUGCUAGAGACCAAGCCAAGGCACCACCAAAAUCCGUUGAUGAAGUUGCUGGAGAAGUUGCAAAAAUGAGCGUCAGCAAGAAACCUCAAGAGUUGAGUCGCAAGGAAAGAGAGGCAAUCGAGGCACAAAAGAAGAGAGAAGCAUAUCAAAAAUUACAUCUUGCUGGGAAGACUGAUGAAGCUCAAGCCGAUUUGGCAAGAUUGAAAAAGAUCAGAGAGGAGAGAAAAGUGAGAGAAGAUCAAAAGGCAGCCGAAGAAGCAGAGAAGAAUAGAAGGGUAGAGGAGCAAAAGAAGAGAGACGAAGCAAAAAGAGAGGCUACCAUGGGACCCACAGCUAAAGGAAAGAAGGGAAAGAAAUGAGGACCUUUCCGAGAUGAGAUCUAGUCUUUUGCUUUUAUGGGUGAAGGCUUCUAGAACAAAUAUCCAGACACAUACAUAAGUCUCGGGUCGGCGUUGAUAUAUUUGCUUUUUCUGUAUUGAUUGGCUAAAAUCAAUCCAUACAACACUACAUUUACCCUCUUCCUAUGAGUCUAUGUCCCAAAUUCAUUGUUAUUGUCCUGUGCUGAUGUGAUCAUCAUGCGAUACUUGCAAGACUUCAUAUACAGACAUCUUCGAGUUCUCUAUCAGUGUGACAAUUUUAUAAUUCA